Molecule: messenger RNA, 765 nt
Organism: Podospora pseudocomata
Lineage: Eukaryota; Fungi; Ascomycota; Sordariomycetes; Sordariales; Podosporaceae
Exons: 3
Coding region: 1-630 (209 amino acids)
Molecular function (GO): protein binding
Source: RefSeq, a predicted model, not a curated record
AUGACCGGGGGAGUGGCCAUGUACGCGUUGAUCCGCGCCGACUAUUGCAUACCCGCCCACGAGGAUUACCAAUUUGAAGUCACCGUUAACGACCCAGUUGGUGAUAUGAUAGAUGAGAGUGGCCCUUUUCCCAUUGGAAUUGGACUCUGUACGGAAAAGGUAGAUCUCAACCAGAUGAUAGGAUGGGAAUCGGGUUCUUUGGGGUAUCACGGCGAUGACGGGAAAAUGUUCUUGGAAUCGGAAUGGGGGCGAAGGUACGCUGAUGGGUAUGGUGUCAACGACACGAUAGUUUGCAAGGUCAAGGUGGGCGAUGGACAGAGAAAGGUCUCCUUCUUGAAGAAUAACAAACCCCUUGGAACUGCUUUGGAAGGGGACGAUGUGCCUCGGGGACAGCUUUACCCUGCAAUCAGCAUGAAGAGUUCCCUGAAAGGACUUUCGAUGACGGCGAGAUUUGGAAAUCCGAGCGACGUGAUGGGCCCGGGGUUAUUACUAACACCUGAUAUCCAAAGCCCUGGAAGAAUGAGACAUGCCUCACCGUCGCCAGCCAUGCAUCCUGAUUCUCCUGGUGUUUGCGUAGAGGAAGUGAGAGAAGACGAGGUUGAGGAUGGGGACAGUGAUUACUCUUGGUAGUAGCUUUUGCAUGGAUCAAGAUUGGGUGGAAUACUUGCCUCUGUAAUUUAUUGUCAUUUCACACUUGAGGUAGUUAACCAGGUGGGUAGGCCCGUGCCCAGUGGCCUCAAGCCGCUGCCAAGUUCCUCAAUAUCU